GCUCCGCGCGCGCCUCUUCUCUGUCCCUUCCCAAGUCGAACCCACGAAUCAAAAUCCGAUCUUUAACGUCGCGGUCUCUGCAAAAUCACUUCUUUCCCGUGUCGGUUCGUAGUUAAGGCGGGAUAUCGAAAUGGGUUUUGGUUGGAGGAGGAGGAGAUCGGCUGCGGGGAACAAUGGGAGCAAGAAGCAAGAGGGUGGCAUUGGUGAUCGUCGGGAGCUGGAGCUGCAGGAGCUCGUGAUCCCGAACCACUUCGUGUGCCCGAUCUCGCUCGAGCUCAUGAGAGACCCGGUCACGCUGUCGACCGGGAUCACGUACGACCGCGAGAGCAUCGAGCGGUGGCUCGAGGCCGGCAACUUCACGUGUCCCUUGACGAACAAGGUGCUCUCGAGCUUCGACCAGGUACCGAACCACGUGCUCCGCUGCAUGAUCCAGGACUGGUGCACCGAGAAUUGCCGCCAUGGGGUCAAGAGGAUCCCCACCCCGCACGUCCCCGUUGCCCCGUUUGAGGUGUCCGAGGUUCUUUUAGGUAUCGAAGGCGCGUCGCGGCAUGUCGAUCAUGCCAAGUGCGCCGAAUUGGUGGGGAAGAUCGAGAAGUGGGGAGGCGAGAGCGAGCGGAACCGGCGCUGCAUCGUCGCGAAUGGGGCGGCUAGCACGUUCGCCAGGGCAUUUGAUGCAUUCGCGGCCACAUCUAAUUAUAGCCAAAUCGGCGCAAAUCUGUUGGAAGAAAUAUUAAGCGCAUUGAGCUGGAUGUUCCCACUUGAUACUGAAGCUCAUCACUACUUGGCAUCACAAUCAUCUCUCCAUUGUUUGGUUUGGUUCUUGAAGAACGGAGAUACAGAAGCCAAGAAACAUGCCAUUUUAACCCUCAAAGAGCUUUCUCGCGAUGAGAAACAAACAGAGGCAUUGGCAGACACGGAAGGAUUACACGAAACAUUGGUCGAGUUCAUCGAACACCCGAUUAGCCCCACGAUCACGAAAGCCUCUCUCUCAGUGACGUUCAACCUCAUUUCUUCUUUCCCUUGUGGUGAUGAGGAGAGAUUGGUAUUUGUCGAGAUGUCUUUGGUCUCCAAGCUCUUGGAAAUCCUCAUCGACUCCAGUGACAAGAGCGUAUGCGAGAAGGCUCUCAGUGUUCUUCACGGACUGAUGGGGUGUGAACAAGGGAGAGAAAAGGCGUAUGCGAAUUUGCUGACAGUUCCGAUCCUAGUGAAGAAGAUCUUGCGUGUAUCGGCGACGGCGACUGAGUUCGCGGUAUUGUCUCUUUGGAGGCUUUGCAAGCACGAGAGUAGAGAUCAUCUAGAGAGGGCUUUGGUGGAGGCCCUUCAAGUUGGUGCAUUUCAGAAGCUUUUGCUGGUGUUGCAACUGGGUUGCCCCGACGAAGCAAAGGAAAAGGCGACCGAGUUGCUGAAACUGAUGAAUCCAUAUCGAGCCGGAUUGGAGUGCAUCGAAUCGGCGGAUUUCAAGAACCUCAAGAGAUCAUUUUGAGCUUUGUAGGAGGAAAUCAUUUUUUGGAUCAUUUGUUGAUUGCUAUAAUCUCUUUCUUUUUCGGUUUGUAGAGAUUGAUUAUUACUUUGAAGAAUAGCAGCAUUAAUUGUCAUUA
This is a messenger RNA of Syzygium oleosum, 1598 nucleotides long. RefSeq names its product U-box domain-containing protein 21-like. NCBI's taxonomy places the organism in Eukaryota, Viridiplantae, Streptophyta, Magnoliopsida, Myrtales, Myrtaceae. The transcript has a single exon. The record is from RefSeq and is a predicted model, not a curated record. The coding region runs from base 131 to 1483 and encodes 450 amino acids. Gene Ontology annotation, biological process: protein ubiquitination. Gene Ontology annotation, molecular function: ubiquitin protein ligase activity.